AUGUGGAUGCUUGCUCUAUCUGGCUCAAAGGCCAUCGGGCAGAGCUGGCCUCGGUUUUCCUGUUUCCUCCGCACCAUUCAGGGACCCACUUCCGUAUUCUGGAUUCUUCUUCUAAAUUACUCACUACAUUAGCUAUAUAUCUCACAGAGAAACAUGGCAAGCCAGAGCUGCUUCAUGUCCAUGUUUCUGGGGUUCUUUACAGCAAUGGUGCAUCUUUCAGCCUCCAGUCUCAGUAAAGUUCCGGUUCAGUCUGACAAACCAAUGGGAAUCUUCCUGCUGGGGGAUGGAGAAAAGUACACCUUAAACUUCACUGAAGCAACAGCAGCCUGCUUACUUCUGAACGUCACCAUAGCAACCGAAGCUCAGAUGCAGGAAGCAGUGCAGCACGGACUGGAGACAUGCAAAUAUGGCUGGGUGGCUGAAAUGAAAGCUGUCAUCCCACGGAUAAAACCUGACCCUAAAUGUGGAGCAGGGAAAAGUGGCAUGGUAGUGUGGCAGGCAGCACUUAGUAAAAAAUUUAUGGUGUAUUGCUUCAACACUUCAGCAAUUACAGAUCAGAACCAAACUUUGAAACCAAGCACAGCCAGUCCACAACCUCCCAGAUCUUCUACCUCACUGGAAGCGAUGAUCCAGACCUCAGCAUAUUCUGCAUCUACAUACAGAUCAACAACCCGUUUGCCACCAAUAGUGGAUAAUCCCACCAAACAGACCCCUUCAGCUUCAGACCCCUUCACAGAGACAACAGACCAGCCUUCAUCUUCCCUCUCCUCCUCCUCUGUUAAACACCUGUCCCCCUACGUUCCCCUUUCUCCUAACCGUCUGAGCACCCCCAUACCCCCCAGGGUCACUUUUGCCGUUUUGACCUGCAGUCCGUCCUCAAGUCCCGCUGUUUCUUCUGAGCUCAGUCUGCAACCAUCGGUUAGCCCGGCAAGCCUCCAGCUAAGUGCCGCUCACAUCGUACUCAUUAGCCUCAGCAUCAUUCUGCUUCUUCUUACGGCAGUGACCGCCUGGUGGUGCUACAAAGCCUCCAUAAGGACGACGUGGAGACGGAGAUGUGGAAGAACACGCACAGUGAGAUAGAGCUACAGAGUGAAGACGGAGCAGAAAUGGAGCUUGAUGAAGAACUGAGCAUGAAGUACUCCAGUGAUAUUACACUCUGUGUGAAUCCAUGCCUGGAAACAAACUCUUUAGAGUAGCUGGUGAUUCUGGAGCCUGAUUUAGAUCCUGGCGUCGAUCCGACAUGUUGUAUGAAACACCACAGACAAAAUCACUCUGUAAACUACAGGCAGGCAGAAAACACAACAACUUGAGGCUGAAAAGAGGCAGACUAUUUUAGUUAGCCACAAUUCUGAGCAGUUUAUUAUGGAAGUAUGUUUUUGCCACCUGAAAUUAAAAAAGAUGGCACAUGGUAUGUCAUAAUAAUAACACUUAAAGGCAUAAUUAUAAGAUUUUAAAUAAUAAAAAUGAAAUCUAAAACUAAUUUGUGAAAUUUUAAGUAAAAAUAUGAGAUUUAAAGUCAUAAUUUCAACUUUCAUGAGUCAUAAUUAUGAGAUAUUAAGUAAUAAUUAUAAGAUUAAAGUCAAAUUUGAGAGCCUAAAGCAUAAAUAUGAAAUUUAUAACCAUAUGAUCCAAAGUAAUAGUUUUGACUCUCAUAAGUCAUAAUUGUGAGGUUUUGAGGAAUUAUUAUAAGAUGUUAUAUGUUGUUAGAAGUUAUGAGAUUUUAAGCCAUAAUACGAUUUAAAGUGCUAAUUCCCACUCUCAUAAGUUCUAUUGACGAGAUUUUAAUAAUGAGGAGAAUUGAAAGUUAAUUAUGAUAUUUAAAUAGAUAAUUAUGACACACUUUGUAUCCCAUCAUUAUAUCAUAAAGACAGACAUAGGUUUGAACUUUGACUAGGCCAUUAGGUGACUAAGCUUUCAUUUAAAGCAUUCUAUUGUAUCUGUCUGCACAAUAUAUCACAACUAUAUUAUCAUGUGUAUCCUAACCACUGUGAGUCUGUGCAAUAUCAAGAUAGCAAAGAAAUACUUGGACAGUAAUACAUAUUAACACAUUUUGUCAAUUCAUUCAUGCACUCCAUGUUAAAUGUACAUUUUGUGAUGCUUGUUCUCUGAAGGAGCAGGAAAUGUUUUAGGGAGGCCAUAAAGAAAUAAUAAAAGCAUGUAUUUGUUGUCAACUAUGCAUUUUACUGCCUUUACUGCAGCUGUAGCCAUAAGAAAGUUUUUCUUCCAAAUCACACUAUUGGGUUUUCAGUUUUUCCCCAGUUCUCUGGAUAAACCACUUUUUUCUUAUUUAUUAUUAUAAGCAGCAGUGGGUUUAAGAAUUUUGGAGCCCAAGGCAAAGGCUGAUAUAAGGCCGUCUGAAAUGAGACAUAAUAUAGAAAUAAAUAGGGUAAUUAUACUGAUGUAUACAUUUAACAUAAUGUGUCUGAAUUAUUUGUUUUACUUUUUAGUCCUUUCUUUUUUCCAAGUCGUCAUGUUUCUUUUCCUUUUGUCCUUGUCUUUUUUUUUCUUCUUCUGUCCAUUUCACACAUAUUCCGCUCCCUUUUCUUCCUGUUCCUUUUUCAUUUUGUCUUCCUUAUCUCUCUUAUUUUUAUUUUUUUUAUGUUUAUAUUUUUUUCGCCCUUUUGUUCCUAAAUUCUUUAUUAGUCAACGGCCUCAGGAAAUUUUGCAGUGAGAUGAUUCUGACUGACUGACUUUAUUCACUAUCCAAUCUAUACCAGUAACAUGCUCCAAACCGCAGAUUCAUUUGCCCACACGCAACCAUAAAAUGUCUGGGUCACCAUUGAUUGUGCUUUAAGAAAAAAUACCUAAAUCACUUUUUUUUUAUUUUUAUCCAUGAUUAUAAAAAGCAUUAUUUUCUGACAGUAUAAAUGCAUUUACAUCCUGUUUGGCUCAUCACUGGUUUCUACUGGAUUUCUCCCAGAAAUGGGAUCCUACCCUACUCCUGGUAGCUAAUUUUUUUAUUUUAUAUUUGUAAAUAAUUGUAGUAUUUUGAUGUUGUAUGUUUGGUUUCAUUGUGCUUUAAUGGUAUAUAGUGCAUGAUCUUAAAAAAUGACACAACCCAACUGGAGUAGCUUCUUAUAAUCUUUUUUUUUCUUCUCUUCUCUCCUUUUCCUCCUGUUUGUUUUCAUGUUAUUUGCUGCUGUCUCCUGGAUCCUUUUCGCAUGUGUGCAGUAAGAUGGACCGAUUCAAUGUAGAGGACACUGAAGACUCACUUUUUAGCAAAAGUACUAAAAUCAAACACAUAAUUAAUGUUCAUAAAUAAUAACUGUAUUGACUAUAUGCAUAUGGGGAGUUUUAUGGAGCUCUCAGGAACUUGGGGUUCAUGAAAAUAUUUUAUUUCUUUGGUAGUAAAAUAAAAUAGUUAUCAACCAAAAA
Messenger RNA from Cyprinodon tularosa, 3375 nucleotides. RefSeq names its product lymphatic vessel endothelial hyaluronic acid receptor 1-like. Gene Ontology annotation, molecular function: transmembrane signaling receptor activity; hyaluronic acid binding. Lineage: Eukaryota; Metazoa; Chordata; Actinopteri; Cyprinodontiformes; Cyprinodontidae. The coding region runs from base 154 to 1080 and encodes 308 amino acids. The transcript is spliced from 6 exons. Gene Ontology annotation, cellular component: plasma membrane. Gene Ontology annotation, biological process: cell adhesion. The record is from RefSeq and is a predicted model, not a curated record.